Molecule: messenger RNA, 444 nt
Organism: Onychomys torridus (southern grasshopper mouse)
Lineage: Eukaryota; Metazoa; Chordata; Mammalia; Rodentia; Cricetidae
Gene: Lgals2
Product: galectin 2
Exons: 5
Coding region: 1-444 (147 amino acids)
Molecular function (GO): carbohydrate binding
Source: RefSeq, a predicted model, not a curated record
AUGUCGAGAACCAGACAACCCCCUCAUAGCACCAAUAAGGAGCCCGGGACCAAAGGGGAGAAAUUCGAGGUCACAAACUUGAACAUGAAGUCAGGGAUGAGCCUGAAGAUUAAAGGCAAGAUCCAGGAGAAUGUUGACCGCAUCACCAUUAACGUGGGCCAGGGGAAAGACAAGCUGAAUCUGCAUUUUAACCCUCGCUUCAACGAAUCCACCAUUGUCUGCAACUCUUGUGAUGGCGGCAGCUGGGGCCAAGAGCAACGAGACAGUCACAUGUGCUUCAGUCCAGGAGCAGAGGUCAAGAUCACUGUGGCCUUCCGGGAUAAUGAGUUCAAGGUGAUGCUACCUGAUGGACACACGGUGACCUUCCCCAACAGGCUGGGCCACAACCACCUGCACUACCUGAGCAUGGAUGGGCUCCACAUCUCCUCCUUCAAGCUUGAGUGA